Messenger RNA from Ambispora gerdemannii, 1383 nucleotides. The record is from the annotation of a GenBank genome assembly. NCBI's taxonomy places the organism in Eukaryota, Fungi, Glomeromycota, Glomeromycetes, Archaeosporales, Ambisporaceae.
AUGAUAUCGAUUCAGAAUUCCCGAUUCACCCUCGUGAUAUUAUUGGUCUUUACGUUUCAAAUAUUUGUAAAUGCUGCCGAUUCUACUAAUUUGAGAGACUGCCUUAAUGGGGAUUAUAAUCCGAAUCAAGAUUAUUUCCCGGAAAAAAUUACCGUCGAACAUGCGAAAUACUUUACGAUCAACUACUCAAAGAAUUAUAAAUUAUUGACAAAUACUUUUACAAAUGAGACUUUCGCCCUUUAUCAAUGUGGUACUCCGAAACCUCCUGCUGCUGCUCUCCCAGCUGGUGCAAAAUUAUUUUCGGUUCCAGUAAAGACUGUUGCUGUUUUAGAUACCAGCAGUAAUACUUAUUUAGAGUUACUUGGUCUUCGUUCCAACAUCACUUAUGAAGCUGAAGAUACCAUUUCUAGUGUUUCUUCUCCUUGUAUUCAAUCGUUAGGAACUUCAAGUAUUAAUACACUCUCUAAAAAUUUCACACAAAAGACUCAAGAGCUUCAAAAAGUUGAUCUUGCAAUUGGUGCCUAUUUAGCCGACAACAUGACUAAUAACUCAGUUAGUACAUCAGCACCAAUUGAUCCUGGCACUCUAAACCGAAUUGAAUGGCUGGAAUUCUACGCGGUAUUUUUCAAUCUCGAAAAAACUGCGAAAACUCUAACCGACCAGUUAUUAGACAACUAUAGCUGUCUGAAAGAAUUAGCAAAGAAUAAAACAUCCUCAAGUAAACCUUUGAUCGCAUGGGUUAGCUAUGAUAAACCAAGCCAAUAUAAUAACAAUACUCCUUCCUGGAUUAUUGUUGAUGCCGUCUACAAGAAACAGUUGACCGAAGAUGCUGGUGCCAAUUACUUCAACUCAUCUAUUCUAAAAUUCAAUACUAGUGCAGAUUUCUUGAAAAACGUAGCUGACGUUGAUAUUUUGAUCGAUGAAAGUUUUAUCGCUCCUACUUAUGAUGACGUUCUCAAAAAUUAUGGAAUAUCUAAAGAUAACAGUCCUUAUAAAUUUGUCAAAAAUAAGAAAAUCUAUCGGGAAGAUGGUCUCGUGAAUCCAAAUGAUGGUCGUGAUUGGUUGGAAUCGGCGGUUGUAAUGCAGGAUGCAGUUUUAGAGGAUUUGAUUAAUGUAGUAAAUCCGGAUUUACCCGUUUCUGGUUAUAAAAGAAUAUGGUUGAGAAAUGUGGCUACCAAUGAACUGCCAACAGUUUCCAAGGCUGCGAAUUGUACCGAUCCAAAAGCCACAUUAACUAGCCGAGCUGAUAAUUGCGCUACUAUUAAGAGUGCUGGUAACCCACCAGCCAAAUCCUCCAGUGUAGUAUUAACUUGCAAUUUUGAUUUAUUUACAUCGAUUACGGUUGCAUUGUUCGCUUCCAUGUUUGGUAUAAUGAUUCUUUAG